AUAGCCUAGGCCUUUGCCUGAAGCCCCAGGUGGUAUCCAGGACAGUGGAGCAGGCCUCUGAAACAUGGAUCAGCUCCUCUGCCGCACACCUUCCCCCAGUCUGUGCUUGAAGCUUCAUCUCACAGAGGCUGCUCCCAAGGUCUUGCUGCUUCUCUCCGGCAGCUGUGGGUUGAGUAAACUCUGGCCAUCAGCCUCAAGUGCCUGGUUCACUGACAGACCAUGCAGUAGCCCUUUCAGUUCAUCCAGUCCCACUGACUCUAGGUCUCUUUUGGUGUGUGUUCUGUUGUGCCCCGUUAGAGAUCACUAGCAUAGUGCUGUUCAGAUGCUGAACUCCCACCAAACCCAGCCAGCAUGGCUAGUGGUCAGGAAUUACAGAAGUUGUAGUCCAACAAUCCCUGGAGGGCCACAAACUCCCCAUUCCUGCUCUUGGACCAGAAGCAGCUGGAAGCAUGAGUGUUUUAUCAGCUGCGGCAGCACACCUGCUACAGCAGGUUCACUGGAUGUCAGGAUGGCGGCAUCAAACCUGGAGAACCAGCUGCACAGCGCCCAGAAGAACCUGCUCUUCCUCCAGCGGCAACACGCAGACACCCUCAAGGGGCUGCAUGCUGAGAUUAGGCGGCUACAGCAGCACUGCACAGAUCUGACGUACGAGUUGACUCUCAAAAGCUCAGACUCAACAGAAAGUGGGACUUCAAGAAGUGAAGAACUCAAACGGAAGUGUGAAGAACUUGAGGCCCAGCUGAAAGUGAAAGAGGCUGAAAACAAUGAGCUAUUAAAGGAACUGGAGCAAAAGAAUGCAAUGAUAAUGGUGCUUGAGAACACCAUCAAGGAGAGGGAAAAGAAGUAUUUAGAAGAACUGAAAAUGAAAAGCCAUAAGCUGAACAUGCUGUCGAGUGAACUGGAGCAGCGCGCCAGCACGAUUGCGUACCUCACCUCACAGCUGCACGCAACCAAGAAGAAGCUCAUGAGUUCGAGUGGGACUUCUGACAGCUCUCCAUCUGGGAGCCCAGUGCUGUCCAGCUACAAACCAGCCCCUCCCAAAGAUAAGCUCCCAGAGACUCCACGGCGCAGAAUGAAGAAAAGCUUGUCCACCCCCCUCAACCCUGAAUUUGAAGAGGCCUACAGAUUAGGAUCGGAUAGCCGCAAACUGCUGUUACGGGAGCCUGUUGAUGCUAUGCCUGAUCCCACUCCCUUCUUACUGGCAAGGGAAACUGCCGAGAUCCACCUUAUCAAAGAGAGGCCUUUAGUCAUUCCACCGAUUCCUUCGGAACGCACCUCUGCUGAGCCACACAGCCCAGCCCGGGAGAAGCAGCACAAGGCUCAUGUUGGAGUGGCACACCGAAUCCACCACGUUGCUUCACCCCAGGCGCAGCCAGAGGUUGAGACACUAGCAGUGGAUCAGGUGAAUGGGAGCAAAGUGGUCCGAAAACAUUCAGGGACAGAUAGAACUGUUUAAGCAUACUGUCUGGAGGUGACUCUCUUAUGCACUGUGAUCACAAAUAGGGUUAAUUGCAUCUGCAGUCACUCCCCCCCCACCAAUAUCCCAUAUGCAUGCCAAAUUCUUUCCAUCACUAGAAUAACCUCCUCCAAUGGAUUCCCCAAUAUGACUAUCUACUUAAUGAAACGCUGUGGCCAAACUCAGGUGUCUGCCUGACUGCUUGCUUCCAAUGCUCCUUCAUUUAUUCUAAGCGCACUUGUGGGCAAAUGCCCAGGCAAAACAGUCUGCAUUAUUAAUCAAUAGUAAUGACAGAGUCUGAUAGCCUCCUAAUGAUAGCCCUGCAGCACUGUGUAUUGGCUGUUAAUGGUUAAAGCCUUCCAUGUAUGUAUCACUUCACACAGUCAUGACAAAUCCUUCUUUUUGGGGAGGGGCAGCGCUGACCACCAGUGUGAGAAGAAAAAGAACAGCUGAGUGACCCCUCCUCCCUCCAUCACAUGGUCUUGAUCACAGUGUUCAUAUUUUCUGUUACGUUUUUAUCUACAGCUACUAAAAUCCCAACAAACUCUAUUUUAUUAACCCUG
Molecule: messenger RNA, 2019 nt
Organism: Podarcis raffonei (Aeolian wall lizard)
Lineage: Eukaryota; Metazoa; Chordata; Lepidosauria; Squamata; Lacertidae
Gene: CCDC92
Product: coiled-coil domain containing 92
Exons: 4
Coding region: 323-1456 (377 amino acids)
Cellular component (GO): centriole
Source: RefSeq, a predicted model, not a curated record